AACUUGGCGCGACGAAAAGAAAGGCGGCUGUGGUUGAAAGGCGCUGUGCUGCCUGCUCUGUAUUCAAGAGCGAGGGUUUUGGAUAGUGGAGGGCUGCUUCACCGUUUCCAUCAAUGGCGAAGAGGAAGGAGAGACAGGUGAACCCGGAACCCUUUGAUCCCGACGGCAAUGAGUCCGUCAAAUCGAGGACUCGUUCCAAAGCUGCCAAACAUCACCAAAAGGGAGAUAAGCUUAUUUCUUCCAGUAUUAGCUCCAAAAUUAUGAAGGAGGCUAGGCUUCAGCAGAAGGAGAUUGAGGAGGAAGCUGAAGCUGCCCGAGGAGACGCCAAGAGCGCGUUCUUUCAAGUUGAGGAACCGCCGAAAAUCGAGGAUGAUGAUGAUGAUAUUGAUGAAUUUGCUGGGUUCUCUGAGACCCUGAGUCAAUUUGAUGGAAACAAUGAAGAGAUUGAUGAGGAGGACGAGAGAAUAAUGGAGGCAUUCUUAUCGAAAGACCAGGGUCGGCAGCGAACACUUGCUGAUCUCAUUGUCGAAAGAAAGGAAAAGGACGCAGCUAUUGCUUCUGUUGUUCAAUUUAUUAUUUUGUUUUGCGUGCAGAAGUGCGACCAGAAAAAGGCAGAACGCUUCUACAAGCUUGUACUGCUCCCAAGAGUGAGAGAGGAUAUAAGAAAGAACAAGAGAUUGCAUUUUGCUUUAUAUCAAUCACUGAAAAAGUCACUUUACAAACCUGCUGCAUUCUUUAAGGGAAUAUUGUUUCCACUAUGUGAGUCACGUACAUGCACUCUCAGAGAAGCAGUCAUCAUCGGAAGCAUUAUACAAAAGGUUUCCAUUCCUCCACUUCAUUCAAGUGUAGCACUGUUGAAGCUUGCAGAGAUGGAAUAUUGUGGAACAACAAGCUAUUUCAUAAAGCUUCUUGUGGAGAAAAAAUAUGCUUUGCCAUAUCGCGUGGUUGAUGCUGUUGUUUCUCAUUUUACGAGAUUUGUUGAGGAAACAAGGAUAAUGCCCGUUAUAUGGCACCAAUCACUUCUUGCAUUUGUACAGAGGUACAAAAAUGAACUGCGGAAGGAAGAGAAGGAUAAUUUAAGGGAUCUACUGGAUAAGCAAAAGCAUAGAUUAGUUACCCCUGAAAUUAUCCGGGAGCUAAACCACAGCCGUAAUAGAGGCGAGAAGGAGGAUGAUCUAAUGUCUAUUUCAUCUCCCAUCUCUUUUAUUAACAAACCUAUUGAAGAAGACAGAUUUGACAUUCCAGAGGUGCCAAUGGAAGAGGACUAAUUUGUAUCUGCUUGCAAUAGGGUAUUGUAUGGCUAUCAUGGAAUCAAAGGCUAGGUUUCUGUUGUAGGCAUCUUAAUGGUUUUGCCCCGUCAGGAUUUCUUUGGAGAUGGGCAGUCACAGCAGUCUAACUGAGGGAGCUAAAUAGUGGUGCCUCGCAGUUCUGAGAAUAUUCGUUGCUUUAUGGAAUUGAAAUUUUGAUCCCAAGGCCUUGAGAAAUGACGUGGCGCCAUUUUUCCGAUGUAAUUUUUUUUUUCCCUGCUGAUGGGUAUUUGAUUGAUGCCUUCGAAAGUUUUUGGAAUGGAGUCUCAUUGCUGUGUAUCAUAGAGAAGCAUAGCCAAAAGAGGAUAUUUAAGCGUAGAGGAAAUGGACUAUCAAAAACUAUUUCAUCAUAUGUUCUGGAGUACUGUAAAAUUUUAUAACAUAUUACAUCUGAUCCAUGUUCUUACCAUAGUGAGCAUCAAUAUGUGGAGAUUGAGAGUGUUGAAUUUUAUUUCCUAAUUAGUGUGGGUUUUAUGGGGUAUACCAAUUUUUUUUUAAAAAAAUAUAUUCAUAAUUUACAUGUC
This is a messenger RNA of Neltuma alba, 1831 nucleotides long. Its product is annotated as bystin. Gene Ontology annotation, biological process: rRNA processing. Gene Ontology annotation, molecular function: snoRNA binding. Gene Ontology annotation, cellular component: cytoplasm; preribosome, small subunit precursor; nucleolus. Lineage: Eukaryota; Viridiplantae; Streptophyta; Magnoliopsida; Fabales; Fabaceae. The record is from RefSeq and is a predicted model, not a curated record.